UCCUCCAGGCCUGUCGUAUCUCUUCCCGGCUGGGGAAUCUUCUAGAAGGGGGCCACCAUGAAAGGGUUAGGAGCCAAACGCAACCGCCAUCUGUCUGACUCCUGCGACCCCACCCAGGGCCCCCCGGAGCCCCUGUACUCACACCAGGCCUCCACCCUGCCUCGGAGCCCCUACCUCCUCAGCCCCACCAAUAUGGACCACUACGGCACAAUGGAUCCCCGCCACUACAACCCCAGUAUGGAAGCCCACCACAACCAGGGAUCCCUGCCCCCGGACUACUCCCUCCCCCUCAACAACCAGCUGUCCAACAGCAGCACCUUCCCCCAUGUCCACUACAACUCCCAUUAUGACCCCAGCGACUUCUCCCCGCCACAGGAGGACAGCAUCGGCGGCAUAAGUACAGGAACCCUGGGCACCUCCAUGUCGAUGGGGAUGGGGUUGCAUGGAAUGGGGGGCCUGCAGAGCAGCCGGGGGGCUAUGAUCACCAGUGGUUCGGCUACUAUCUCCGGCGGGGCCAAGAUGAACCGGCAGUUGCAGCCCAACCUGUUGGACCAGUUGGAGAAGCAGCUGCCCGGGGGGCCUCGUGACGGCUUCAGCACGCUGCAGUUCCCCCGGAGCACAUCGGCUGCCUUCUCCGUCGCCUGCAAGCAGCGCACCGACAGCCCCGGGCGCAUCCGUAACCUGAUGUGCUCCGUCCAGAAGCUCUUUGCCAAGUCACAGUCCAUGGACGGUCACAACCUCAAGGGCGUCAACGGGCGUUCGGGGACAGGUAGCGGCAGUGGCGGGACCUCGUCCGGAACCGAGGACAACGGGAAGCGGGACAGGCGAGCAAAGAGCAAAGACCGGGGCGGAGCCAAGUCAGAUGGGGGCGGGACGGGCAAGCGGCGGCCGCGUUCCAACAUGUCGGGCUACUGGAGCUCGGACGACCUGGACAACGCCGACCUCAGCAACUACCGCAACCCCAUAGCCAUGACGCUGGGACGCCCCACCACCCAUGCCACCCAGCACACCACCCACGGUAUUACCUACGAUGCUCAGCAGGGGGCACUACAGCAGCAGCAGGGACAGCAGAGCCGCUACGUGGUCCACAGUGGCUACAACACCAUUAGUUCGUCUAAGAGCAGCAACGAAGUCAUGAAGUACCAGCAGAUGCUGGCAGGACCCGGAGGUGGGGGAGGAGGGGGAGGAGGGAUCAGCAUGGGAGUGAACACUAAUGACUUUAUAAAGGGAGGUUCGUGGUCGACGCUGACCCUGGGUCAGCCCAGGCAGGUGCUGCAGAAGGGCCACUCGGCUACCCUAGACCGGUCCAUGCUCAAGUCCAAGUCGUGCCAGCAGGAGCUUGCCUGCCACUACCUGCAAGUGGGCCGACAGGGGGACUGGAGUAGCACGCUGGGCCGCGGCGGAGGAGGAGGAGCCAAUGAGAUCCCAUGUCGGCGCAUGCGGAGCGGCAGCUACGUGAAGGCCAUGGGUGACCUAGAGGACAGCGACGACUCGGACGGCAGCCCCAAGCCCUCGCCCAAAAUGGCUGCCCGCCGUCAGAGUUACCUCAGGGCCACCCAGCAGUCUCUGAGCGACCAGCUACCGCCACGCAACUGUCUUCCUUCACUGCGAGAGCUGUCUACCAAUCGUAGCCUGGAUAACCUGGACUGUCUGGGGGAACCGGUGAGGGGCUCCCUGUUCCCUCGCUGGGACGAUGAGGACUUCAGCCAGGGAGGCGGCUGCAGCACCCUGGGGAGGAGCAGCUACAUGGGCCAGCUGCAGGACCUGGAGAUGAUUAGCCAAUGCUACGACGAUAGCUGCUCUGAGUCGGCGUUCCGAGAAUCCCACACACUCUCACACUCCCAUUCCCAGGCGGUGGAGCCUCCGGAUCUGCCAAUGCCCACGUGCUUCCGAUCCCGUAGCCAUAGCUACCUGCGGGCCAUCCAGGCCGGAUGCUCACAGGAUGACGACACUGCUUCCGUGGACUCGGAUUCACCGCCGCCCACCGCCACUACGGUUCACACCUAUAGCACCAGCACUGUCUCCACAUGCAUCACCACCUGUAAGAAGCCUGUGCCACCGCCCGUGCCGCCCCGCACCACUUCCAAGCCCUACAUCUCUGUGACGGUGCAGAGCAGCACUGAGUCAGCCCAGGACACCUACCUGGACCACCAGUCUGAGCGUGAUCGCCGCAGCAAGACCAUUACCAGUCAGUCCAGCCAAGCCCACAGCAACUCCUCCGACAGCCUCGACAGCACGCGCGCCAACAGCUUGGCUCGGGGUAUCCCUUGGCCCAUCCCCGUCCCCGUCGCUACCCCCCGGGAACCCCUCACCACCACCACCGUCCACCACACCACCACCGGGACUGACACCAACGACUCCCAGCGUGAACCCUUGAAGACGACGGGCACCAACAGGGGGAACCUGAUGGCAGAGGAGCCCCUCGCAGACAUCGUGCCCCGGAGGAAGCUUUCCUCCAUAGGCAUACAGGUUGACUGCAUUCAGGAGGAAGUCCAACGAGUGGAGACACCGACACCACCAUUGGCCAGAUUCCAGUCAAUCGGAAUACAGGCGGACGACGGCUGGCAGCUCAGUCGCUCCAGUAACAUGGCUUCCAAGCAGGAGACAGACUCAGACCUACAGGACCUCCCUGUCAUCUCCCACGCCAAGCCCGCCCCGGAGAAGAAGAGCAUGGUCAACAACGCCUGCCAAUCCAUGGACUCUCCCCCGAGCGGCGGCCAGUUCAGCCAAGGCAACGGAUCAAAUCCAACCGCUGACAACAGUACGUCUCCACCUCCGCUACGGCAGUUCCUCAACCGCUCCACCACACGGUCCUCCUCCGACUCCUUCGCCGAGAGCCUGGAUCCGGCCCUGGACCCCUCGUUCCUACCUCCUCCGGACCCCUGGCUGGAGAGUGGGAAUGAGAAUGGGGGCAGUGGGAACCCUAACGCGGUGCCCCCUCCAGGCCCUGCAUGCCGGCGGGACGGCCAUUGGUUCCUCAAGUUGCUGCAGGCAGAGACGGGCCGCAUGGAGGGCUGGUGCCAGCAGAUGGAGCAGGAGACCAAAGACAACCAGCUCUCAGAGGAGGUGUUGGGGAAAGUCCGCAGUGCAGUGGGCAGUGCUCAGCUCCUCAUGACCAAGAAAUUUGAGCAGUUCAGAGGACUGUGUGAACAAAACUUGAAUGUGAACGCCAACCUGAAGCCCACAGCCCAGGACCUGGCAGGCUUCUGGGACCUGCUGCAGCUCUCCAUCGAGGACAUCAGCCUCAAGUUUGAUGAGCUCUACCACCUGAAGUCCAGCGACUGGCAGCCCCCUGCCGUGGCCCACUCGCCCCCCGAGCGGAAGGAGGACCAGAAAGAGCCCCCUCCUCCAGUGCCAAAGAAGCCCGUUAAGGGGAGGCCGAUGCUGGGACGUGAGAAGAGCGUCGACUCCGCCUCUUCCACCUCUUCAGCGGAGAAGCACCGGACGGAGGCCCGCAGGCGACUGCUGGCCGCCAAGAGGGCGGCCUCGGUUCGGCAGAACUCAGCCACGGAGAGUGCCGACAGUAUUGAGAUCUACGUCCCCGAGGCCCAAACACGUCUCUGAGAGAGAGAGAGCGAGAGAGGGGGAGAGGGAGAGGGAGAUAGGAGGAACUGCCUCUGAGAUGGAGGGGAGGGUUGGGGUCUUCUCGCCAUACACACACAGGGUAGGCUGGUCCUGGUGGCAGCAAAUCUAGAUUAAGUGAGAAAGAGAGGAAACAAUAAAAUAAAAACUAUUGGGCUGUAGACUAUGGGGAACUCUCGUCUCCUCUCACAAGGCUGUCAUGGAAAAACCUCAACCGCAAACUUUGUUACUAUUGUUAGUACUCUUGAUUAUUACAAAAAUUAUAAAAAUGGUUAUUGAUGAUGAUAUUAUCUCCUAACGAACCUAUAUCAAGACUGUUUUAGAUGUACCUGUAUCUUGGCUGUAACAGAUAAGCGGACAGAGUAAGCAUUUGUGCUUUCCACCGCUCCUCCCUGACUCCCUCCCCCAUGCCUUGGCCAACUCGUAGUUUGCACAACGCCACCAUGUGGUUUAAUGUACACACUUACUCAGAGGAGCACACACACACACACACACACACACACACACAUGCUUCAGACCCUCAGCUAUCUAUGUCUUCCUGGUGCUUUUUUGUUUGUUUUUAUUUGUUUUGUAAGAGCCCCUUGCCUGCAUUCAAAGCAGUUCUAGAUUCUUAAAGAGGUUUUGGAGAGCAAGGAACCGAGAACUAAGGGUGGAAAUAACAAGUAUCACCACUUGUAUAAGUGAGAUCUAUUGAAAGCACAAUUGAUGUUUACUUAGUUCAUUUUUUGUUUAAAAAAAAAUAUUUUUUAUUUUUUAUUUAUUUAACAUUUUAGGUACUUUUUAACUGACUCAAAACACACUCACAAGUCAAUAUUUUCUGGAAUGUAAUUUGAAUAUCCUACUAUUCCAUUGAGAUUAUAUUGUUUUCUGCCAUUUUAGUUUUAGGAUGUAUUCAUCAGCCAAUGUCCACAGUCCCAUGACAAUGGCCACGCUUUGUACUUUCAUUUCUGUGUAUUGCUCUGUGAAUUUAUUUCUAGGUCAUAUUCAUGAGGCAGUUAAUCAGUUUCACCUUUUGCUACAGUGUGCCCUAAUGAAUAAUAUCAUGGUGUGGGUAUAUCAGAGCAAUUGAACAUAAUUCAGGUUUGAGUGAAGGACCAGGACCACCAUUGAGAACAAUCCCACUGUGCAAAAUGUGUUUAAGUCUGCAUUGUUUCCUCGUUGUUUCAAGAUCCUUUACCAGCGUAAUGAUGUUGCAUCAUUGUGGCUAUUUCAUUGAACAUUUAAAAAGCCAGUAGGUUUUUAAAGUAGGUACUUCCAGCAACUCAAGCUGGGUUGCAGCAGCAUCAAUAUCACAAGGAUUGAAAGGUUAGAGGGGUUUCUUUCCCCCAACUUCUGCCCAGCGUCUCUCUCUGCAAUGAACCUUUUGUUGUUUUGUCGUCACUGUAUUUCAAUGAGUAAAUUAGUUGGCACGGAUGCAGGUGCGUUUCCCACAUCGGACCCUCACUCAAUAUACAUGGAAAAACAUGUGGCCCAUUCCACCGUGAAAUUCCAGUCACUCCAACCAUGAUUUGAAUUGCCCUCCUAUAGAGAAUUUAAAUGGAAUUACACCCAAUUUGGACUUGUAGUUAAGCAUUAAUUAACUUUGACUAAUGGCUGCACACUGCACUCGGCAAUGGGAAUUUGAAAUUGAUACAUUACACUGAAUAUUCGGUACUAUUAUAGGUAUUUGCUACUGUAUGGGGCGGCAGGUAGCCGAGUGGUUAAGAGCAUUUGGCCAGUAACCGAAUGGUCACUGGUUUCAAUUCCCGAGCCGACUAGGUGAAAAAAUCUGUCUGUGCCCUUUAGCAAGGCACUUAAGCCUAAUUACUCCUGUAAGUCGAUAAGUGUCUGCUAAAUGACUAAAUUCAUGUAAGUGUAAUAUAUUUUUCUACAUCAUGGAUCUUGACCAGACACCCUCUUGAAAAGAGAUGGCUAGAGAAAGGAAAGGAGACAAGGGAAGGGACUAGGAGAGGAAACCCUGUCUGACUAUUGAGAUGCUUCAGUGACACUAUGUGAAACCAGGAAGUUGUUAUUUUAUCUUCCUAUUGGUCAUAUUUUGCACUACAUCUCAAAUGUCCAUGACACUUUUGGAGGGAACAAAUUCAUCCUGGAAUGAAGAAGAAACGCAUAGUUUUUUAAAAUUUGUUCAACCAUAUUGCUAUCUACCAUUGUUGUUUUUGUUAAAUAUCAUCCCCAAAUGCCUACACUUUUUUUUAAUUGAGACAAAUCAUUAAAUCUCUAUUACAUUACAUAAAUGUAAUUUGUUUGCCAUCCUUUGUUUUUGAAAAUGCUGUUGAUGGUACAAAAAAAGAAAUGCAUUAUCAUUGUGCCUCUAUGGGAAGUAAGUAUAGUGAUAUCAAAGCUGAUUCACUCUUUUAAUAGGUCUGUGAAAGUGGAAUGGGGGCCUCCCGAGUGGCGCAGCGGUCUAAUGCACUGCAUCGUAGGCAUCACUGCAGACCUGGGUUCGAUACCAGGCUGUGUCACAGCUGGCUGUGACUGGGAGACCCAUGAGGCGGCGCACAAUUGGCCCAGUGUCGCCCAGGUUAGGGGAGGGUUUGGCUGGCUUGGAAUUCCAUGUUCCAUCGCGCUCUAGCGGCUCCUUGUGGCGGGCCGGGCGCCUGCAAGCUGACCCCAAGUCACCAGCUGGACUGUGUUUCCUCCUACAAGUUAAGCUAGCAAUGUGUCAAGAAGCAGUGUGGCUUGACAGGGUCGUGUUUCGGAGGAUGCAUUGGCGGCUCUCAACCUUCACCUCUCCCGAGUCCAUAGGGGAGUUGCAGCAAUGGGACAAGACUGUACUACCAAUUGGAUAUCUCAAAAUUGAGGAGAAAAAAAUUACAAAUAAAAAUGAAAGUGGAAUGGAAAAUGGUUCCAGGCAAAUGAUUAAAAAAUUAUAAUCUAACAAAACAUUAUAUCAAAUAUAUUUAUAUAGCCCUUCUUACAUCAGCUAAUAUAUCAAAGUGCUGUACAGUUGAAACUGGAGCAGCAGCACGGCCAGGUGGACUGGGGACAGCAAGGAGUCAUCAUGCCAGGUAGUCCUGAGGAAUGGUCCUAGGGCUCAGGUCCUCCGAGAGAAAGAAAGAAAGAAAGAGAGAGAGAAUUAGAGAGAGCAUACUUAAAUUCACACGACACUGGAUAAGACAGGAGAAAUACUCCAGAUAUAACAGACUGACCCUAGCCCCCUAUACAUAAACUACUGCAGCAUAAAUAUUAAAAUGAUCAAAUAUCAAAUGAUCAUAACAUAUUCUCUGUUUGUGGUUGAGAGAUCAAGAAAGUUUGAGUCUCACUGUAGGUAUUUGAUUGUCCAAAGUGGUGUAGGGUGAAGUUGCCCCUGGACGCUGAUUUGGGGUAAGUUUUGCAUUUCCCCCACAUGGUUAAAGUUAAGAUUGGAGGGGGGAAGCUGAUGCUAGAUCUGUACCUAGCGGAAACUUCAGCCUGGAGUCCCACAGUCAGGUUAAAAAGAUCUCACUUGCCAGACUCGCAGAGUGAACUGUAUACUAACAGUGAACAGCAUUUUUUAACAGUUGGUCAUCACAAUCAUGAUUUCCAUCAUAUAUUUCCAACCAAUAGUAGUUUUUAUAUCAAAUUAUGACUUCAAAUGACUAACCUUUGUAUUUGCAUGAACACGUCUGCUAAAUGGCAUAUACACUGAGUAUACUAAACAUUAGGACUACCUUCCUACUAUUGAGUUGCAACCCCCCAUCCCCUUUUGCCCUCAGAACAGUAUCAAGUUGUCGGGCAUGGACUCUACAAUCUACAAGGUGUCAAAUGGGUUCCAUAGGGAUGCUGGCCCAUGUUGACGCCAAUGCUUCCCACAGUUGUGUCAAGUUGGCUGGAUGUCCUUUGGGUGGUGGACCAUUUUUGAUACACACAGGAAACUGUUGAGCGUGAAAAACCCAGCAGCGUGGCAGUUGUUGACACAAACCGGUGAGCUUGGCACAUACUACCAUACCCCGUUCAAAGGCACUAAAAUCUUUUGUCUUGCCCAUUCACUUUCUGAAAGGCACACAUACACAAUCCAUGUCUCAAUUGUCUCAAGGCUUAAAAAUCCUUAUUUAACCAGUCUCCUCCCAAUCUACACUGAUUUGAAGUGACAUCCAUAAGGGAUCAUAGUUUCACCUGGAUUCACCUGGUCAGUCUAUAUCAUGGAAGGAGCAGGUGUCCUAAUGUUUUGUAUACUCAGUGUAUUUCUGUGUUACUUUCUUGGUUGUGCGAGAAAACACAUGCAGUUUUCAUGGCUAGGGCAUACACAUGGCUAGGGCAUACAGUAGUGGCUAGGGCAUACACAUGGCUAGGGCAUAUAGUAGUGGCUAGGGCAUAUACAAUGGCUAGGGCAUACAGUAGUGGCUAGGGCAUACACAUGGCUAGGGCAUACAGUAGUGGCUAGGGCAUACAUAUGGCUAGGGCAUACAGUAGUGGCUAGGGCAUACACAUGGCUAGGGCAUACAGUAGUGGCUAGGGCAUACACAUGGCUAGGGCAUACAGUAGUGGCUAGGGCAUACACAUGGCUAGGGCAUACAGUAGUGGCUAGGGCAUACACAUGGCUAGGGCAUACAGUAGUGGCUAGGGCAUACACAUGGCUAGGGCAUACAGUAGUGGCUAGGGCAUACACAUG
Molecule: messenger RNA, 8173 nt
Organism: Oncorhynchus masou masou (cherry salmon)
Lineage: Eukaryota; Metazoa; Chordata; Actinopteri; Salmoniformes; Salmonidae
Product: disks large-associated protein 4-like
Exons: 10
Coding region: 58-3564 (1168 amino acids)
Biological process (GO): signaling
Cellular component (GO): postsynaptic specialization; glutamatergic synapse
Molecular function (GO): molecular adaptor activity
Source: RefSeq, a predicted model, not a curated record